Penaeus chinensis is the source of this 1258-nucleotide messenger RNA. RefSeq lists its product as uncharacterized. The record is from RefSeq and is a predicted model, not a curated record. The transcript is spliced from 6 exons. Bases 1 to 855 code for a protein of 284 amino acids. Lineage: Eukaryota; Metazoa; Arthropoda; Malacostraca; Decapoda; Penaeidae. Gene Ontology annotation, molecular function: protein binding.
AUGUCGUCUGUAAGUCCUGGCGUGCAAUGGCAUAAGUGUUGUGAUUCAGGGUACCCCCCCACCAACCAGUCAGGAAACCUCACCGUAUUGAGAACUUCGCCAACUUCCGUACUUGUCACUUGGAGCAGACAGACACCACCUCAUGUCAAGUAUGAGGUUACCUACAAGCCUACCAAUGCCAAGUAUCGUGUGGUAGUGGAGGUCCUCGCCCCACAGAAUUCGGUGAUGUUGGAGAGACUCCUCCCACUCACCCAGUACCAAGUUCACGUAUCCAUCAUCGCCAACAAUUCAGCGCUGUGGACCUCGCCAGUUGUCACAUUCCACACUACGAGGGACGACGUGUUCCAAGUCUUCAACAACAGCACGCCCACGAUCAUCGACGCCAUAGACGUGAGCGUGGGCGGCAUCGAGGGCAGUGAUGUCACGCCCCUCGAGAAUCUGGGCGGCUUGGACCAGAAGGUGGGCCUCGUGAGGGUUAGGGCGGAGGAGGUCGGGAUCGUCCUCCUUGUCCUGGCGGUCUGGAUGUUUGCCAUCGCUCUCUUCUUUAACAGGUGGGGCAAGAUCCGCAUGUUGGAGCCCUACCAGGAGCCCUACAAGGAGGCUCCCCCCCAGCUGCUGCAACACCGGCCCUCCUGCCCCAUGGCGGACCCCUACGCCCUCCCCACCAACCCCCUCAAGAUCGAGCAUAACGGCAGGAACCGCCCACGCCAGAACUCGGUCUUCGUCGGCAGGACUCGCUCGCUAAGCCUUGAGGUCCAUCCGCCCAGGAGAGUGAAGAGCGCCCUCAACCUGACCACCAUGGUCCUCCAGGAGAGCGAGGAAGAGGCCGGGGGCGUGGCCACCACCUUCACCUAGUUCCUGCUUGAAGAGACGGUGAGAGAGAGAGGAAGAGGCGAAGUUGAGGGAUUGGAGGAGUUUCUACGAUGGGGAGGAGGAGUGGGGAGGACCAAGCUCUCCUCCCUCCUCCCAUCUCCCCUCUGGAUCCCCACCCCCGACGAAUCACAUGAUCCUAUAUGCACACUUCGUAUUUUUAAAUGUUUGUUGGCAAUGGCUGAAGACAGCGUGCAUUGUCAUUGUUAUGGAUGUAAGCUAUAAAUAAACACACAUAUCGUCAGAGGUAAGGAGAAAUUAGUAUGUAUAUGAAGCCUUGACCAAUGGGUAUGCCAGUCAGGGUUGAAAGGAAACAGCUUUAAGAAUAGAGUUAAGGGAGGUGGAGAAUUAUAAUACGUUAUUUUAGAUUUUUUUUUUUUUUUUUUUU